GACUUUGAACUUUGUUUGAAAGUGAAUUGUGAAUAAGAAUAGGCUGACUAAUAAAAAUUCAAUAGACCUUAAUAGAGCCACGACAUUUAUUGUAUGCGCUACGGCAUGGCGCUUAAGGGCAUCUCGCUCAUACAUAAGUUAGCUGGUGCCUCAAAGUUCAAUUUCAGGAAUAUUUACACCUCAAUAUCCCUGUUAAAAGACUACUACAAUAUACUAGGAGUCAGUAAAUCAGCUAGUCAGUCUGAAAUAAAGAAAGCUUAUUAUCAGCUAGCCAAAAAGUACCAUCCAGAUGUUAAUAAGAAUGACAAGUCGGCGGCACAAAAGUUCCAGGAAGUUAGUGAGGCAUAUGAAGUUCUAGGAGAUGAAAAUAAGCGAAGCCAGUAUGACAAGUUCGGGUCAGCGUCGACGCAAAACAACUUUGGAGGUGGCCAGUCACAAGGUUUUGAGUUUCACUCUAACAUAAACCCUGAGGAAUUGUUCCGGCGUAUAUUUCGUGAUAGUGAAUUCGUCUUUAAUGAAUGGUCUACUGGUGAUAAAGGCUUUGCAGAAUCAAUAUUUGGAUCCGAUGCAACUAAGGAGAUUCCUGUUAAUCUCACUUUUGAACAGGCUGCUCGCGGUGUAAAUAAAGAGAUCAGUGUCAAUAUGGUGACUAAUUGCCCACACUGUCAAGGUUCACGUGCUGAACCUGGGACAGAUAAGUCCACUUGUCCAAGUUGUCGUGGAACAGGAACUGAGAACAUGAAUACUGGACCGUUUUUGCUCCGGAGUGUUUGUAGGCGAUGCCAUGGCACCGGCACCAUCAUUCGACAUCCUUGUCGAGAAUGCGAGGGUAAAGGUAGGAUUGUCGGACGUAAACGAGUCAAUGUAUCCAUCCCUGCAGCAGCUCGUCUAUUGUGAAAAUUCGACUGUAUCUAAACGUUCUCGAGUCACUGUCCGGUUGGAAAUUGUAUGUUACCACCGAAUAUGAGUACUGAAGCAGUUUUUCUGAAACCACGUGCACCAUUCAAACUGGCUGCCUUCAACGUUCGCACACUUACGCAGGUCGGACAAUAGAUAGGGCUGGCUAUGUCCUUGGAAAGUCUUAAUAUCGAUGUUUGUUGUCUAUCCGAGACCCAUAUUCAAGACUUUGGUGAAGUACUACAAAUUCGCUCUCCAUCUGUCGCUUCUAAAAGCUUGUUUUGCGUGCGUUUAUCUGGGGACUCUGUGGCAUCUUCGUCUGGUCUUGCUGGCGUUGGUGUCUCACUAAGCUCUAGAGCUGAGGCAACACUAAUCGAUUGGAUCCCCAUUAACAGUCAGUUGUGUGCCGUUAGAUUAGAAAGUCCGGCAAGAGAAACUAUGUCUUUUUGUCAUCUCCGCCUAUGCCCCGACAGAUUGCAGCCCGGAUGCAAUCAAUAAUGAAUUCUACCACCAGUUAACUGUUUUCCUACAGAAAAUGCGUUCGAUAGAUAUUGUAAUACUAGCCGGAGACUUGAAUGCUCAGGUCGGGCGUCUAGGCACAGAAGAGAGUCGUUUAGGUGACCGAUGUGGACUUGUUGGUCUCAGGACAGAUAACGGGAACCGUCUACUGCAACUGUGCACUUACCACAACCUGUUUCUAGUUAGCACUAACUUUCGGCACAGUCAUCGCUGAUGUGUCACCUGGCGUCCUCCUUCUGCAUCUCAAGCCUGGACUCUGAUUGAUCACAUUGCGAUCAGCUGCUGCUGGCGUGGUUGUGUACAAGACUGUCGCUACUUUUGGAGUACCUAUCUGGACUCUGAUCAUGCCUUGGUCUGCGCCAAUCUUACCUUACUUUUCAGUGGCCAAUGAAGUGACCUCCACAAAAGGAUUGGUGUCAGUAAGUUAGUUGCAACUUCUGUUGCUAGUAAGUAUCAAACCAAGCUAGCCUCUAGGCUAGCUACCAUUCCACUGAAAAGUAUAGAUGAGCAUUGGUCGCAACUUCACAAUGCCAUGAAAAUGGAGAGUAAAGCCGCUUGUGGCUUCGCGAAACGUCCCGCUUACAAGCACUGGGUUUCUUCAGGCUCCUUACAACUCAUUGAAUCCCGUCGGUCUACUCCGGGUGGCCGUGAGUUUGAUCUCAAAUGAAGGAUGUAACGUAAGGAAAUUGGGCAAAGCUUGCGUAUGGAUCGAUAAGCCUGGUGGUCGGAGCGUAAUAAUGAGCUGGAAGCAGCAGCUGCAUCAGGUAAUUACCGGGAGCUCUUCCAACUGAUCCACCAAUGAGGUGGAAGUCCGCAAGGAACUCCAAUUCUUGAAGCGCUACGAAUCACCUGGCCCAUAUGACUUACCUCCGGCUCUUUUUGAAGAUGAUGGUGACUUUCUGACUAAGGAACUGACGACGUUGUUUACAAAGGUCUGGAAGCUAGAAAGUGUACCAACGUCAUGGAAUGAGUCGAUAGUUGUCCCUAUCUUUAAAAAUGGUUCACGUCGUUCCUGUAACAACUAUCAAAAACCGAGGAAGAUUGACUUGCGAGGAGCAGGCUGAUUUUCGUUCUGGUCGAUGAUGUACUGAUCAUAUCUUCACCCUCCGCCAAAUGUCAGAACACCGUCAUACUUAUCACCUACCAACAAUCGUAGUUUUUUUUGACAUCAGGGCUGCCUUCGAUUCGUUGAACACGACUGUUCUCUGGGAUUGUCUAUUGAAAAAGGGUGUACCUGAGAAGUUCAUUAACAUCUUAAAGGUCCUAUAUACAAAAACCUCAGGUAGAGUGACGGCAUACAACCACCUUUCUCCAUUGUUCCAUUCAAGCAGUGGGGUUAGACAGGGUUGCCUAAUCCUACCAUUUCUCUUCAACUUUGCCAUCGAUGACGUUCUGGAAACAGCUCUGAUAGAUGUAAUUAAUGGCGGUGUGGAUCUGUUGCCUGGAGAAAGACUUCUCGACCUUGAGUAUGCGGAUGAUAUUAUCUGACUGUGCGACAAUGCCCAAGCCAUGCAAUCCGCACUUAAUCAGUUGGCAAUCAAUGUCCGUAGGCAUGAUAUGUGCUUUGCACCUUCGAAGUGCAAAGUACCUCUACAAGACUGGCAGGAUUCUAAUCCUGUACUCACUCUGGAUGGGAAGCAGAUAGAAGUAGUCGAGAAGUUCGUGUAUCUGGGUAGCUGCAUAAGUGCUGGUGAUGUCGUGAGUGAUGAGAUCAAUGCACCUAAAGUGAAAGACAGAGCGGCUUACGCUAACCAGGGCCAUCUUUGGCCCCUUCGUGAUGCUAGUUCGUCUGUUUAAGGUCGGAUCUACAACGCGUCGGUGAUAGCAGUUUCGCUGUAUUCUUGUGAAAUCUGGGCUCUCUGAGUAAAGGAUGUCAGACGACUCUGUGUUUGAUAAUCGCUAUCUCUGAAGGAUUGCUGACAUCCAGUGGCAACACCAUGUUAGUGAUGCAGAGGUUCGGCAUCGUGUGUUCGGGCACAGAGACGAUAAUCCAAUUGGUAUCACCAUCUUAAAACAUCGACUUCGGUGGCUUGGAUAUGUACUACGAAUGUCGCCCCAGAGAAUUCAUCGUCGUGCAUUAUUUGCGAACGCUGGGACUAGUUAGAAAAAGCGGACAGAUGGUCAGUGUCUGACAUGGUGUCGUGGUAUGAAAGAGAGCUGCAAAAGGCUGGCUUCUGUUGGUCGUUCAUGACUUCCUGGUUGGGGUCCGAGAGAUGGUGCGACACAGUGGUUAGAGACGUUAUCAGAUAUGGCUCAGAACAGAAGCCAGUGGCGAUCCUGCUGUAAACUUUCACUUUAUUCAUAAAUAAAAGGUUCUAUCUUCCUUAAGUAAAAGAAUUAUUAUCUUUACGAAGUUGAAAAAGCUAUAAGAAAUCUGAAGCGAAGGAGAGCAGCAGGCCCUGACAGGUUCACUUCUGAGAUUUUUAAGGAUCGCGGUCCAGUAUUAGCAGUGAGAUUAACUGAGGUCUUAGGUAGAAUUCGGGAACUGGACGUAAUCCCAUCUGACUGGUCUCAAUCACUGAUUGUGCUAGUCUAUAAGAAAGGAAAAAAAUUCUCUAGUGACAAUCACAGAGGAAUAAGUUUGACUAAUAUAGUGUCUAAAAUAUUAGCUUCAAUAAUACUUCGACGCCUAACUAAAGCUCAUGAAGAGCAGACUAGAGGAAAUCAGACUGUGUGAAUAUCUGGUCUAUUCAAGGUCCAUACAUGGAAGCAUGUUGUCCUAUUUGGCACAGUGUUCGGACGUUAAAAGCUCAUACGUGUACUUUAGAGCGUAUUUUCAUGAGACCAUGGAUAACGUUCUGCGUACUGGAAUCGUUUGCCCUAGCUAUACGAAGUGAUAAAGAGACAUGAGAAGAGUUAGUCGUUUAGAUAAGAAAUGUGUUAGGAGGUGUAGGAAGGAUUUGAAUGUGACCAACUUGGUCUCGUGUGCUGUUACGGGUAUGAGGGUGUGACAUUUUUAGGGUCGGUCUUUUCUAUCCCCUUCCUUCCUUGUGAGAAAGCAGCAUCGCUGCAGAUGCUGGUUGUCCAAGGGAAACACCUUACUGAUGUCACACCCCCCUACAAUCAGCAGUACGACCUCGCCCUCAGACCUUGAGUUGCUGCUUUUAGUCUCCAAUCGACCUGCCUGACAUGGUAGAACAUACCGGAACAUAUGUUCCAGCCAAUAUAGCUCGGUUGGGUCAUCACGAUGGACAAGCCCGACCACCGCGUCAAGGUAGCAUCUACGGUCGGGAAUUAAAAUAUUAGUUAUUAUUAUUUUAUUUGAACACAUAAAUAUUGGUACAAGGGGGCACCAAAUAUAUAUAUAUAUUCAAUGGUUAUGUGAAAGACAUCGUGACAUAAAUUUUUAUUACCAAAAUAAAAGUAUUAUUAAAUUAAAAAUUUUUAUAAAUUAGGUUUUCCUUUUCAGAUUUUCCGUUUAGGAAUUCUUAAGUUACAAAUGGUAUUUACUUCAUAAAAUUCAUAUUACUGUUAACAUUUACAAAACUCAUUUAUUCGUCACUUGUCUUGAGUUUGUUCUCGAGUUUUGUUGUCUGAUACGAACAAUCAGGUAGCUUUUAAAUGUCUUAAGUUCAAGUUUUCGUAUGUAAACGGUAGUUCAGCUGGGUUGUACCAUAUUCUUUUUUGUUCAUUUCCUUGAUAUGUUUUACUCUAGUUUAAUCAAAUCGUAGUUAUAAGUGUACCUUAGUAUGGAGUAGUGCAAAACGUUCUAUAUACAUAUUGCAACAUAAUUUAGCUUAGACACAUUAACCUCUAUGACUUUAUAUCUAUUGGUUCUUGUAGGAAACUAACUGAUCUUCAACGCGCGCUUCUCCUAGCCUAUGCCGAGACAGAAAAUAACGUGACUGGUUCAGUUGAAGGCGUAACGUCGACCGACAAACAUGGUAAGCGUGCCAUAGACACUACACCGGGCUUUAUUCUCUCUCGUAUUCGACUAGCUAUUCAAGAUCCAAAUGAACCUCACGAAGAAGCCAAGUCUCAAGAAAUUGAUUCAGAUACUGUAGUGAAAAAUUCUAGUAAAGAUUGUGUGUAGUAGUUUUUUGCAAAUUCAUCUUUUCAUCUAUAAUUACAUCGAAUUCUCCUUGGUUAUCAUGCUUUAGGCAGUAUUCAUUCGUGACCCACUUUUAUUUGCAAUUUUUUGUACAUCUGUAAUAUAUAUUAUAGUGCCAAAUAUCUGAUAUUCUGUUUUUAUUUUUUUGUUUCAUUUUAAAUUACCUGCUGAUUAUUGUUUGAAUUAAUGUUUAGUUCGUGAAUAUGCAGUAAAACAUCAGUUUUUGUUUGAGAAUAUGCUUUCUAGAUUAACUGUCAUUUUCGGUGUGCUUAUAUACACAUUUUGAUCAAAUGUUUUAUGAUGGUGACAUUGUAAAGAAAUGGAACACUUCUUUAACCAUUAGUUGCGUCAUUUUGUAAUUCCAAAACUUCUGAGAGUUGAUGUUCUUACUAAAAUGCAUUUCUAACAGUUCUACUAUACAUAAUGUUUACCUAUUUAGAUAUGCAUUUUUGAAUCAUCCCUAACCAAAAUUUAUAAAUUAUUUUUAUCAUUAGUACAUUCACGUUAAAUUGCUUCAGAUGUUGUAAGACUAUGUAAUUAAAGCUCAUGUCAUGAAAAGCCAUGGAAUAAUACAACUCCAGCAGCUAAGAAAUAUGAAUGGUUCAUUGACGGUCAGUACGUGUAUCUGCGAGUCAGUGACUUCAUUUUAAUUAUAUCUAGGUGUUCGUUAUGGAAACGUUUUAGAACUUGGUGUCUAAGAGUUCUGGGUAUAACAAUCCGGUGAUCAAAUAUGAUGCACAAAUCGACAAUUGUUAGAUAGUUUCGCCGACGCAUGUAUUGUAAUAGCUCUUCAUGGUGUCGAGGUGUAAGUCACUUGUUGAAUAUACAACGGCCAACAAUCUUCACCGUAUUAUCUUUUUCACUAGCUUCAUUAUUAGCUUCGAAUGUAACCGGCAGACCCGAAAAUGCGUCGGUCAACACCGUGCGAUCUUCGACCUCAACUUCCACAGCAGCUACAAACACUUCAUAUUUUGUGUAAGAUGUUAAUUGAUCUUGAGAAAGCAUAUGCUUGUUCGUAUCCGUUGUCGGUCGAUACUCUAUCCUGAAAUCCUAACCUGGCAAUGUAGUUACACAUCGCUGUUGACAGUUUGCUGUAUAAAUAGGUAAUACCUUUUGGGGUCUGUUAGUAAUGUAAAUUGUCAGCCGAAUAGCAUGUUGCGGAAAUUUUUCACAAGGAAGGGACGUUUUUGGAACUAUAUUUCCUUUCUUUUGUUGUCAGUAAUAGUGAAGUAUAGGUAAUCGUUUUCUCAAAUCCACCUAGGUAGGCGUUUGAGGUCAUUGCUCCGAUUCCGUAAUUUGGCGCAUCUGCUGCUACCAUAACGGGAAGGGCUAGACUAUAAUGCGUUAGCAGGUUUGACGAUAGGAGCUGUUUUGGUUGACAUUCUGUUGGCUAGAUCCAUUCAUUAUUCUCCGUUAGUAAACAAUUCAGCAGGGCAUGUAAUUCUGGAAGAAAGACACCACGGUGGCUAACCAUUCUCGGAAAGGAACGUAAAGUUGUCUCAGUGGAACGCAGAUGUGUUCAAUCUUGCUAGAUCAGUGCAAGCUAGGGACUGAUUGAGAAGUCUUACAAACCUAUGUAAUUCAUCUGCCAUAUGUAUUUCAGAGGGAAGACUGUUCCAUAUAAAUGAAGUUUUCCCGAGAUUUUGAACUGUAUUCCUCUACUGUGACUAGAUGCUUUGUCUCGAAGGUCGUAUUCACGUGAGUCUUGGGCAAUAACUAUAUCCCCGACCGUUGUUGCUAACUUGACGUGGUGGUCGAGCUUGCCUAUCGUGAUGAAGCAACCGAGCUAUACUGGCUGGAACAACCGUUCCUCAAGGUCGUACCAUGACAGACAGGUCGGUUGAGGAGCGGUAAGGUUAAAAGCAACAAACCCAAGGUCCGAAGGCGAAGUCGUACUGCUGACUGUACAGAGGUGUGACAGCAGUAAAGUGUUGCCCUCAGACAACCAGCAUGACAGCGAUGCUCCCUUCCCACAAGGAGGAUAUCCCACGGAUAUCCGUCUCCGGCGGAAAGGUCUCAGCAAGUACGGAGCUAACACAAAAAUCACCCAUAAAAAGGCCGUGUGUGACCGACCUCAAGCAGUUGUCCCUUGGGCACCGCGGUCACGCUCCCGGGUCACUAAGACUACUUCUAAUCCGAUUUCCUUCCCAGGUACCUCCAGAAGAACCCUUCCACGGUGUGGGCAACCGGGAAGUGAUAACCGCCCUCAUAACUGUAACAGCACUCAAGACCACUGUAUUCAUAAUCAACCACCCUCUUCAAUUCCUAUUAUUCCUCCUACAUCGACUUCAAACUCUAAACUUCUUUUUUCGGCUUCCCCCUCAAGUGUCACCAUAGCCAACGAUUCUAGUGCUCAAAACACUCCCAGGUCUACUGAAACCUCGCUCCACACUACACAUUGGAGCCUUCAAUGUGCGCACCCUAUGUCAAAUUGGUCAGCAAGUUUCCUUGGCCAAAACCCCAGAGUCUCGUACCAUUGAUGUAUGCUGUGUCUCCGAAACACGCAUACAGGAUCCCAGUGUGGUCAUCCACUUGACCUCACCUCGGCAAAACGGUG
Messenger RNA from Schistosoma haematobium, 8024 nucleotides. RefSeq names its product DnaJ sub A member 3, mitochondrial, variant 2. The record is from RefSeq and is a predicted model, not a curated record. The coding region runs from base 94 to 897 and encodes 267 amino acids. The transcript is spliced from 9 exons. Lineage: Eukaryota; Metazoa; Platyhelminthes; Trematoda; Strigeidida; Schistosomatidae. Gene Ontology annotation, cellular component: mitochondrion. Gene Ontology annotation, molecular function: ATP binding; heat shock protein binding. Gene Ontology annotation, biological process: negative regulation of apoptotic process; response to heat; mitochondrion organization.